This is a messenger RNA of Drosophila rhopaloa, 1201 nucleotides long. It is a transcript of the gene Cpr56F, whose product is annotated as pro-resilin. The record is from RefSeq and is a predicted model, not a curated record. Bases 101 to 730 code for a protein of 209 amino acids. Gene Ontology annotation, cellular component: extracellular matrix. The transcript has 2 exons. NCBI's taxonomy places the organism in Eukaryota, Metazoa, Arthropoda, Insecta, Diptera, Drosophilidae.
AUCAAGUCAACCAUCUUCGCAAGAAGAACACAGCCAGCAGAGCAAGUUAACAAAAACCGAUUUCGUGUGUGCCAAAACCCCAAACAAGUGACAACACAAAAUGAAGGCCUUUACGUCUAUUGCGCUGCUCGUGUGCCUGGCCGCCUGGACCCAUGCGGAACCGCCAGUGCCCCAGAACCAGUACCUGCCGCCCAACCAGUCGCCCCAGGCGCCGUCCAACAACUACCUGCCGCCCACGCAGGGCUUCCAGUCGCCGUCGAACAACUACCUGCCUCCCCAGCGGACCGGCGGCAACGGAGCGCCCAGCAACAGCUACGGCGCCCCCAUCGCCCCGCCCCAGGGUCAGUACGGUGCUCCGGCGCUGACGGGAGCCAUCUUCAAGGGCGGAAACGGGAAUGGCAACGGCAACGGCUACGGACAGCGGGAUGAGGAGCAGUACGGACCGGCCAAGUACGAGUUCAAGUACGACGUGCAGGACUACGAGUCGGGCAACGACUUCGGGCACAUGGAGUCCCGGGACGGGGAUCUGGCCGUGGGCCGCUACUACGUCCUGCUCCCCGACGGUCGCAAGCAGAUUGUGGAGUACGAGGCCGACCAGAACGGAUACCGCCCCACCAUCCGGUACGAGCAGGUGGGCAAUGGCAAUGGCAACGGAAACGGAAACGGCAACGGACGCAAUGGCGGUGGCUACGAUAGCAACGCGCAGCAGGGCAAGUUCAACGGCUAUUAAGAGGGGGAGAGUGGAUUCCCGACUUGGGUCGACCCGCAGCUAUACUCGUCUACUUCAUGGGAUCGCUGGCCGAGUAUUAAACGCCCAUCCAGCCAGAGCGCCAGCGAUCGCAGUCAGUCUAUCCCUACUUCUGCAACCCCUUAGUGGGACGGCCGCCAUUUUGCCAUAGACAGGCGCGUUCCUUUCCGUUUCCGUUUCACUUCCGAUUGUACCCCCUUUCUGUCUCUACGCCUGGAACCCCUUGCCGUUUUGUUUUGUUUAAGCGCCUUCAUUUUGUGUUAGUCUACGCACACACACACACCAACACACCACUCACACACACCAUGACCAUAACGCAUUCAUACAUACAUGCAUAAGGAUUGUAUUUAGUUUUUAAACGAAAAUGGAAAUUCGAAAGUGAAACGAACUUAUGAGAUUUUUGUGUAUAUUUAAUAAUUAUUAAAUGAAUAAAGAAGCAUUUUUGUAUAAAAC